CGCAAGAAGAAGAGUGUGAGAGAGAGUGGUGUUUUGUUGCAGACUUGACGUAAGCGUCUUUUAGCCUUUCUGGGAGAUGCUUAAUGCUUUGUUGAGAACACGAAAAAAAUGCUGAAUACCUCUCGCUCCGGCCCCACACAUUGAAACUGCAACCACCUAAAAGGCCUAAGCCCUUUUUUUUUUUAAUAACCCUCUACCUCUACGGGGGUUCACAGUGUACAGCCUGAAAAUUUGUCUUUUUACAGGUAUAAAGUGGAAAUUGGCUCUUGUAUUCUUCCUUCUUCAACCCCGGAAUCUCGGCAGAUAAUUAGGACGCCUCUUAUAUCAUGUGUUGGUGUUAAUGGGUGUCUUUGUAUGGUGUCAGAAAUUGUUUGUGUUUUGGAUUUUUUCUCACUACUGAUUUGUAUCUAAGUUAAUGAUUGGUAUAGACUGUGGAUUUGCCAAGAUUUGCCUUUCUGUUGGUGAGUAAAAUGAAAUAAUUUUUGGGGUGUUUCUGUAUUCUGAGAAUCUGAGCUGUUUUGGUAAAAAAUGGGCUCUUUGAAGUGAAUACCUUUCUGGUUCUGAGGUAGAAGAAUGAAAGAUUUCACUUUUUUGUGAGAAAAAGGGAGUUGCUUUUGAACCAUUAUAUUGUAGUAGGGAAAGGACUAAAGGAGUGGUUUUUUUAGCCUUUUAGGGUUGAUUUGGAUUUGGAUUUGGAUGGUGGUUUGUUUACUUGUUAGGAAGAAAUGGAAGGAAAUAUAUCAUCAGGGAACAUGAUUCCUGGUAGUUCUUAUGGGGGUCUUGAUUUACAAGGCUCAAUGAGGGUUCAUCAUCAUCAAAAUCAUCAACAGCAUCCUGUUGGGAUUCACCCUCAUCCCAGACAGGGAUCGAUGGUUCACUCGCAGAUUCACGAGGGCUUCCCCCUGUCGAUUGGUAGCCAGAAUAUCUCGUUGAGUGAUUAUGGCAAAGGCGAGGGGGGUAAAUCUGUGAGUGAUGAUGAGGAGCCGAGCUUUACUGAGGAUGCUGGGGAUGGGGGGCACAAUGAUCAGAAUCGGGGGAAGAAGGCCCCGAUGUGGCACCGUGUGAAGUGGACUGAUCAGAUGGUUAGGUUACUCAUCACCGCUGUUUCUUACAUUGGCGAGGAGGCGUCAGCAGAAUACGGUGGGAGGAGGAAAUGCGCGAAUAUACAUAAGAAGGGGAAAUGGAAAUCGGUGUCAAAGGUCAUGGCUGAAAGGGGCCAUUUCGUUUCCCCUCAACAAUGUGAGGAUAAAUUCAACGAUCUUAACAAGAGGUACAAGAGACUGAAUGAGAUCCUCGGGAGGGGCACUUCUUGUGAGGUCGUCGAGAACCCUACCCUUUUGGAUAUGAUGGAUCACAUACCCGAGAAAGCAAAGGACGAGGUCAAAAAGAUUCUUAGCUCUAAGCACCUUCACUAUGAAGAGAUGUGUUCUUACCACAAUGGUAACCGUUUACACCUCCCUCCCGACCCCGACUUACAGCGCUCGUUGCGCUUGGCUCUUCGAACUAGAGACGAUAACGAUGACAACGAUGUGAGAAGGCCUCCACACGAUGACAAUGACGACGAUGAUCUCGAUGCUGAGCUAGACGAGCACGAUGAGUAUGAAGAGAAUCAUAAUUUGCCCGUGGACCACAGGAUGUACGGGAUUCAGGGCGGCCCUGCAAAGAAAUCGAAAAUGAACGCUUGCUUUGGAAGCUCCUCGAGCCCUCUAGACUGUAACAAAUCUUUAAGCUUUCAGCCUCAAAAUGCAAAUGCAGAAGCGAACCUAAUGUCACCCGAUGACUUGAAAGACCACAAUUUGCAGAAGCGUUGGAUGGAUCAACGGUCUCUUCAGCUCGAAGAGCAGAAGCUGCAUAUCCAAGCACAGAUGUUGGAAUUGGAGAAAGAGCGGUUUAAGUGGCAAAGGUUUAGCCAGAAGAAAAACUUUGAGUUGGAAAUGAUGAGGAUGGAGAACGAGAGGAUGAAACUCGAGAACGAACGUAUGGCGUUGGAGUUGAAGCAGAAGGAAAUGCUUGCAGACAAUAAUAGUUAAGUUUAUCAGUCUCACCAAGUUUACUUAAAACUGUAAGAACUUCUUUAUCCACCCAAUUUCCUUUGAUAUUCUGAACGGGAAAAAUAUUUAGGAUCGUAUGCUUUUCGGGACUGUGGUAGUAGCCGCAAAAACUGUCAUUUUAGCUGCUUUGCUUGUAAUAUUAAUGACUAGAGCUUUUGUAUGUGCUGCAAAAUCGUGUUUUUUUUUUCGAAUCUGCUCUGGUAUGGUACUUCCUGCUGUAUAUCUCAGAGAUCCAAAACUAUGGUCAAGAGUUGUCUUAUAUUUUCAUGAAAAGAAUCAUAACCUCUUACUUCUUUGUUGA
Messenger RNA from Ipomoea triloba (trilobed morning glory), 2352 nucleotides. Its product is annotated as MATH and LRR domain-containing protein PFE0570w-like. Bases 726 to 2030 code for a protein of 434 amino acids. The record is from RefSeq and is a predicted model, not a curated record. The transcript is spliced from 2 exons. Lineage: Eukaryota; Viridiplantae; Streptophyta; Magnoliopsida; Solanales; Convolvulaceae.